CGCAUAAUAUAUAAUAAUAAUAGUAAUAUUAUAAUAUUAUGGGCCGUGUUGCCAAUGCGUCGAGACGAAUUUCCAUAACGAACACGGGCGAGCGCGCGCGCGCGUGUGUGUGUGCGUAGACAAUGUGCGCGCGGGCUCUCUUUGAACUCAAACCCAUUAGAAAUGCUAAACCCGGCACUGCAAUAUAUGCGUGUACCGUACAGGUCGUGAGCUGUUCUAUACCUAUACUGAUGUGUAAUAUGUAUGUAUUAUAAUAUGUACCUACACGGCGGACGAGCCCCGAGUUGGCGCGGAGGUAAUUAUUGAAUAUUUUAUAUUUUAUUUGAAAAAAAAAAAACGAUAACACUGUGGUGCGCCGACUAAGCCGACAGAAGAACGACGACUAUACGAUAUAUUAUACAGGUACGGCGGAAGAAAAAAUAAGAGAUGGAAACGAAAUUGUUUUGAAGAAAAAAAAAUAGUCACAAAAGGCACGUAAUUGAAUAUCGGUGACACCACACGAACGAGCGCGCGUUAAUAUUACAUAUUAUUAUUAUUAUUAUUAUUAUAUAUGCGCGUAUACAAUAUUAUAAUAUUAUGUUUUUAGAACGGGACGGUCGUGCGCGUGCGCGCGUACCUUCGCAUGUACGCGGCCUGUAGACGCGCGCGCGCGAGACGAGGGGACCCCACGCGGGUUGACACCCAUUCCGCGGCCGACAGCCAAUGGCUCGACGCGGCCUUUUUCGCGAGGGGUUCUGCGAGAGGUGCCCCUGCGAAAAAACAAAAACACAAACGAAAAAGACGAAAAAGAAUAUGGCCGUUUGCCGCAAAUAAUAAUUAUCGCGUAUACACAGAAUAAUAUUAUAUUAUAUAGGUGCCGACCGCCGGCCGUACGCGUACAGUGUUAUUACCAUCAUUAUUAUACCACCGUUGUGUGCGUGUACCUCGACGGUGACAAUAAUUUAUAAUAUACAAAAUAUAUAAUAUAUAACGUUAUUACCACUAUGCGAUGUAAGUACGCUGCAGCAGUCGCGGUUUUCUACACUCCGAAGUCGUCCACUGAAUUGCUAUUUGUUUUUUAAAUAUUAUAUUAUUUGAUUGAAUAAUACUAAUAAUAAUAAUAGUAAUAGUAAUACCUGUACGUCAUAGUGUCGCCGUCGAGUGCACAAGCACUACAUAUUUCAUGCGCGUACGCGUCGCGUCGUCGCACGAACGCCGACCGACGUUUGAAGAUUUUCGUCCGUUUGUCGGAAAACGGUAGCCGCGGGCCGCCGACCGCCGCCGCCGAGUGCGUUCAUCGCUCGUAACGACUCCGAUAUUACAGUACUAUUACUAUACACUUACCGCCGACGUACUUGAGUACAACUCUCGUCGUUAUGCGCGUACUGGACUCGUUUUUCGCCGACAUGUAUCGACGUGCAUAGUGCGUGUGAUAACAUAAUAUAAUUGUUAUCAAAAUCAUUUUCAUCGGAUCCGAACUUGGGUGGAAUAUCGUCCGCGCAGACGACCAGACAUGUACUCGGCACAUUACAACGGAUUCACGUUUCAAGGCCAAGGGCGUGUGAACCAGCUCGGUGGUACGUUCAUCAACGGCCGACCAUUGCCUAAUGUGGUCCGAUUGAAAAUCGUCGAAAUGGCCGCGGCCGGCGUGCGGCCCAGCAACAUAUCCAGACAGCUCAAAGUGUCACACGGAUGCGUGUCCAAGAUACUCAACAGAUACCAAGAGACGGGCAGCAUCCGGCCGGGCAUAGUGAACAGCGAUCACGUUCAGAAAAACUAUCCGAAACGAAUUUCGUAUUGUCCGGAGGAAGUCAGAGAUACCACUAUCAGAUCAGAUCGUCAUAGUAAUUACUCAAUCGACGGAAUACUGUCAGGU
Messenger RNA from Myzus persicae (green peach aphid), 1855 nucleotides. Its product is annotated as protein gooseberry-neuro-like. Gene Ontology annotation, molecular function: DNA-binding transcription factor activity, RNA polymerase II-specific; RNA polymerase II cis-regulatory region sequence-specific DNA binding. Gene Ontology annotation, biological process: regulation of transcription by RNA polymerase II; anatomical structure development. The record is from RefSeq and is a predicted model, not a curated record. The transcript has 3 exons. NCBI's taxonomy places the organism in Eukaryota, Metazoa, Arthropoda, Insecta, Hemiptera, Aphididae. The annotation marks the transcript as partial.